UGUUUCAUCUCGAAAGUUAAGUUUCGUCCGAUUACGUGACUUGCGUGUCUUUGCUUAAUAUGUUGAAUGGAAUAUUUUCUACGAUAAAGUUCUUCUUGAUUACACAAUUUUCUCUGGAUUGACGUUAUAAAACAAUACAAAAGGUUUGGAAACUUAUAAAAUGCUGGCAGGAGCUGAAACAGUGGUGUCAACCAGCGUGACCCCUCCGCGGGAAGGCGGCCUUUAUAAGGCGACCCCGCCUCUGCCGAAACCAGUCUCGACGAUGAGGAUCCUGCUUGUUGGACUGUGUUGGACGCUUUUGGGAGGAGGAGCUUUGCGGUUCUGUGACGCCGCCGGUUGGUUCUUCCCGGACUACCAGCCCAUCGUGGAGUUUGGAGUGUGGAACAAAAACGACUUGAUUUGCUACCAGAAGCGGAUCCUCGCGGGGACGCAGAGUCCGCAGGUGGUGGAUUUUCGGAAUCCCCUGGGGACCAGCAUCAACCACGUUCGGAUCGAGUCACCCCAGGACAAGUGGGCUGGAUUUCGCGUUGCGCAAGUUUGGGGAGCACUGGCGACCACGUACAUUCAGCUGGAGAUUUACGCGUCGCAGAUUGUGGGCCCGUUUCUGAAUGACGUCAACAUCGAGAUCAGGUGCUCACCCACCUUGGCGCGGUUGUCGAUCGAGACGGUGCUGCAGAUACUGCGAAGGCCGAUUGGAGUUUUGGUGAAGAAAAACUCGACCGAAUUGUCAAACUCGAUCUUUGGAGAUGUUGUGAGGGAUGGUCAGGUGAGGAUUUACCAUCCUCCACGUUUCAAUGAUAGUUCAUUGGAGGAAACGCAAGAAUAA
This is a messenger RNA of Culex quinquefasciatus (southern house mosquito), 826 nucleotides long. RefSeq lists its product as uncharacterized. The coding region runs from base 161 to 826 and encodes 221 amino acids. NCBI's taxonomy places the organism in Eukaryota, Metazoa, Arthropoda, Insecta, Diptera, Culicidae. The record is from RefSeq and is a predicted model, not a curated record. The transcript has 4 exons.